AUGGCGACCCACGCGCGCGAGCUCCCUCCCAAGCAAGAGCUGCUCCGCGACGACGGCGAAGACUACGAGGACGACGAGGAGGAGGAGGGCGAGGAGGGGUGGGACGACUGGGAGUCGGACGGCGAGGGCGGCGGCGGCGGCCUCCUCUGCCUGUUCUGCAGCUCGCGGUUCGACUCGGAGGGCUCCCUCUUCGCGCACUGCGGCUCCGAGCACCGGUUCGAUUUCCAGAAGGUCGUGAGGGAGCUCGGGCUCGAUUUCUACGGGUGCAUCAAGCUCAUCAAUUUCGUUCGGUCCAAGGUUGCGGAGAACAAGUGUUGGAGCUGCGGCCAAGCUUUCGCUGGGAACAGCGAAUUAUGCAGCCACUUGCAUGUAGCAGAGGUUUCCCAACUCGAGGGGAAGGUUCCAUGGGCGGAGGAUUCGUACUUGAAACCUUUCAUGGAAGACGACUCGCUUCUGCACAGUUUGUCCAUCUUUGAUGACGACGAAGAGGAGGAUUGUGGAAUGCCAGUGGAAAGAGGGGAGUGUUCGGCGGGCAAUGGGAGGUCAGCUGGGCCCCAUGGUAACGGUCUGAGCACCGUUAUUGACGAUUGUUCUGACAUCAGUGCUAGAUUUGAGAAAGCAGUUAGUACUGGUGGAGAUAAGAAUGGGUCUCUUUUGGAGGAACAGACUGAUAGGCAGCUGAAGAUUACACGCGCUGGUGUGACUGCCAAGGAAAUUAAAAGUGUGGAUGAUAACUACUUUGGGUCUUAUAGUUCGUUUGGCAUUCAUAGGGAGAUGCUUGGCGACAAAGUAAGAACAGAUGCUUAUAGAGAUGCCCUUUUGGAAAAUCCGAGCCUCAUAAAUGGAGCGACUGUAUUGGAUGUUGGCUGUGGUACAGGAAUUCUAAGUCUCUUUGCAGCGAAGGCUGGUGCUUCUAAGGUUGUUGCUGUUGAUGGGAGUGCAAAGAUGUCUUCUGUGGCUACCCAAGUUGCCAAAAUCAAUGGUCUAUUAUAUGAUGAAAAUACAAAAGUUGAACAAAACCGUAGUCCUCAUGUGAUAAGUGUGGUGCAUACCAAGGCUGAAGAGCUAAACCACAAGAUCAAAAUUCCACCGAAUGGCUUUGAUGUGUUAGUGAGCGAGUGGAUGGGUUAUUGCCUACUGUAUGAAUCCAUGCUCAGUUCAGUUAUAUAUGCCCGCGAUCAUUUCCUGAAACCUGGUGGUGCUAUUCUCCCAGAUACUGCAACAAUUCUUGGUGCUGGUUUUGGGAGAGGUGGAACUAGCUUGCCAUUUUGGGAAAAUGUGUAUGGCUUUGAUAUGUCAUGUAUUGGCAAAGAAGUAACAGGGAGUUCAGCUCGAUUUCCCCUUGUUGAUAUACUUCCUUCUCAAGAUAUUGUGACAGAUACUGCUGUACUCCAUUCAUUUGAUCUGGCAUCUAUGAAUGAAAGCGAUAUGGAUUUCACCUCAAGCUUGGAGCUAGGGCUGAGCGGAAGUGAUGCAGCUGUACCAGGAGUAACCUGGUGCUAUGGUAUUGUCUUAUGGUUUGACACGGGCUUCACAGACAGAUUCUGCAAGGACAAGCCCGUCAUCCUAUCCACCUCUCCGCUCUCCACGCCAACUCACUGGUCGCAAACAAUCUUCACCUUUGAAGAGCCCAUCGCAAUGACACAUGAUGAAUCAGUGGCUGAUUCAUCUGCAUCAGUUGGCACGGCUGAGUGCCCAGCUGUCACGGUCAGAUCCCGCAUAAGCAUUGUGAGGGCCUCUGAGCACCGCAGCAUAGACAUAUCGAUUGAAACUACAGGGAUCAGCUCAAAUGGCCGGAAGCACAGCUGGCCAGCUCAGAUCUUCAACCUGUGAGAGAUGACAUGCCUUUAUGGGAUGAAGUUUUGUAUUUGCCUUUCCCCCCCUCUGGAGCUGUCUGGUCUAGCCACCGCCACUCUUCCCCUUCUUUGGUUGUUCUGAAGUUCUGUAGGCUGAAAGGGAACACUUGGCCCAACAGAGGUUUUGGUGGAGAUGAAAGCGACUAAAAGUGCUACUAGAGUAUGAUUUAUUCAGUUAAGUUA
Molecule: messenger RNA, 2039 nt
Organism: Lolium rigidum
Lineage: Eukaryota; Viridiplantae; Streptophyta; Magnoliopsida; Poales; Poaceae
Product: probable protein arginine N-methyltransferase 3
Exons: 7
Coding region: 1-1833 (610 amino acids)
Biological process (GO): peptidyl-arginine methylation
Molecular function (GO): protein-arginine N-methyltransferase activity
Source: RefSeq, a predicted model, not a curated record